UCUGCUCAUAUGCUAUCAUUAUCUAUGUGCAUUUGUAACUGUCAAAAUUACAAUAUGCAGUAUUAGUCAAAGUUAUAUCUGAAGUUACAUGAUAUAAGUACUGUUUCUUAUGCCGUGAUCUUAUAAUGUGAUAACAUUGAAAAUUUAUUUUCAUUCUUCAAGAUCAUGAGUACAAUCAUGUAGAGUUUAGUAUAAAGAAGAUGAUGCCUCAUUUUGUAGCUCUGACACCCAUAAGAAGACGAUGUCUGAUCAUUCUUUCAAUAGUAUUAGUACCAUGCGCUAUUUUAAAUCUUUUGUCACCAUCAGAGUUACGUGAAGAAACAGUUUUACAAAACAAUAUUGCAGAAUUACAGGCAAAAUUGGAACAUCUACAUGCUAAAUAUGUAACAAGCCAGGAAGAAAUAAACCUAUUGUCUCAUCAGUUGUUACAGUUAAUAGAAAAUAAUCACAUUUUACCAGAUCUUCAGUUCCUUCUAAAUAAUGUUACAUCAAAUGUAACCAGCAUAAAGUUGCCAUCUAUUUACAACUUUCUUCCUCAUUUUUUGAAUGAUCCUAGUAGCCUGCGACCAGCAUUUGUUCAAAGUAAAGGACGUACUGGAGUCAGUAUGGUACUAGGUGUACCAACAGUUAAAAGAGAAGUACAGAGCUAUUUAAUGGCCACACUUAAAAAUUUAUUGGAUCGCAUGAAUCCUGUGGAAACAGCAGAUACUUUAAUCAUUGUUUUAAUUGCAGAAACAGACCUGGAAUAUGUGACAUAUGUUGCAAAACAGAUUGAAGUACAAUUUCCAACUGAAGUUGAGGCUGGUGUAAUCGAUGUCAUAUCUCCAUCUGCAUCUUACUAUCCAGAUUUGUCUAAAUUACGGGAUACUUUAGGUGAUGAUCAUCAAAGAGUAGUUUGGAGAUCGAAACAAAACUUAGAUUUUGCAUUUCUUAUGUCAUAUGCUCAGACAAAAGGGACAUUUUAUGUACAAUUAGAGGAUGAUAUUUUAGCUAAAAAAAAUUUUAUAACAACAAUGAAAUCUUUUGCAUUGCAAAAGAUUGUGACAAAAGAAAAUUGGUUUGUUUUGGAUUUCUGUCAAUUAGGAUUUAUUGGAAAAUUAUUUAAAUGUGCAGAACUGCCAUGGCUGAUCCAAUUUUUUUUAAUGUUUCACAAUGAUAAACCAGUUGACUGGUUACUAGAUCAUUUAGUGUCGACGAAAGUUUGUAGUCUCGACAAAGAUAGCAAACAUUGUAAAAUGGCUAAAGCAGAGUUAUGGGUUCAUUAUAAGCCUUCUCUUUUCCAACAUAUAGGAACACAUUCUUCAUUGAAGGGAAAAGUACAGAAAUUAAAGGACAAACAGUUUGGAAAAAUAACAUUAUAUUAUGCUCAUGAAAAUCCAGAAGCAACUGUAGAAACACAAAUUAAACCUUAUAAACAAUAUACAUUACAAAAAGCAUAUAAAGGCGAAUCAUUUUUCUGGGGUUUAUUGCCACAACCAGGAGAUCAUUUGAAAUUUAAAUUUUCGCAUCCAAUUUUUAUAAAAAGGUACUUAUUUAGAAGUGGAAAUCCCGAACAUCCAUCGGAUAGAUUUUAUAACACAACAGUAGAAGUUUUUACAGAUUUAUCUGCAUCGUUAAAUCGAAAUGGCAAUGACAUUACCGAAGAUGGUUAUGUCGUUAUAGGAAAAUUUGAUGCACUUGGGAUUGCUCAAGGAACAGUAGAUCGAAAAUUAGGGAGAAUAUUAAUACUCCGUUUGACUGUACACAGUGAAAGUGAAAAUUGGGCAAUCUUGUCUGAGAUUCAUAUAGUUGAAGAUCACCCUAGUUGACCCUCGGAAAAGAUAUUUCGAAAGUUUUUUCGACACCAUUUACAGGGAUAAUACAUUAAACAAUAAAUUAUUAAAUUAUUUUUCAAUUUUAUUUGUUAUAUAGUUACGGUUUGAUACAUCAUAAAUUAAAUAUUAUUUGUUUAAUACCGUCCAGCGUGAGAAACUUAAUGUUUUUCGAACUUCAAUUUCUCGAAAAAAAAUCAAUAUUAUCAUAUAUAUUAAGACAUGAUAAUAGAUUCGUAUUUUUAUUACAGAAACUUUAUUCUUCUUUCAAGAGAAUCUCAGAACAAUUUUUGAAAUUUUAGAUCUGUUUUAUCGGUCAUCUAAUCAAAACAGUACCUGCAUAGUGAAUACGUUAUUUCAUUUAAUAAGAAUCAAAAUACGGUUUAUAAUUUUAUGAAUCUGUUGUAAACUAGCAAAAAGUUUUUCUGUGGCUUCUUAUUCUCUCAAGCACAAGAUUAUUGAUAAGAAUGCCGUAUACUUAACAUUGCGAUAAAAAUAAGUGCCAGAAUAUUUUAAAAGAUACAAGGCCAAUAAAUAAAACAAAUGGGUGAUUUAUCUUUUCAUAAGAAAAAAACAAAAAAAAAGAAA
Messenger RNA from Megachile rotundata (alfalfa leafcutting bee), 2399 nucleotides. It is a transcript of the gene Mgat4a, whose product is annotated as alpha-1,3-mannosyl-glycoprotein 4-beta-N-acetylglucosaminyltransferase a. Gene Ontology annotation, molecular function: acetylglucosaminyltransferase activity. Gene Ontology annotation, cellular component: endoplasmic reticulum; endoplasmic reticulum-Golgi intermediate compartment; Golgi stack. The record is from RefSeq and is a predicted model, not a curated record. NCBI's taxonomy places the organism in Eukaryota, Metazoa, Arthropoda, Insecta, Hymenoptera, Megachilidae. Gene Ontology annotation, biological process: protein N-linked glycosylation.